This is a messenger RNA of Drosophila elegans, 4889 nucleotides long. It is a transcript of the gene nAChRalpha7, whose product is annotated as neuronal acetylcholine receptor subunit alpha-7. The transcript is spliced from 16 exons. Gene Ontology annotation, biological process: nervous system process; monoatomic ion transmembrane transport; chemical synaptic transmission. Gene Ontology annotation, cellular component: postsynaptic membrane; neuron projection; synapse. The coding region runs from base 1128 to 2804 and encodes 558 amino acids. The record is from RefSeq and is a predicted model, not a curated record. Lineage: Eukaryota; Metazoa; Arthropoda; Insecta; Diptera; Drosophilidae. Gene Ontology annotation, molecular function: transmembrane signaling receptor activity; acetylcholine-gated monoatomic cation-selective channel activity.
UCGAGCACGUUUCGUGUGGUGCUGUUGUGGUAGUUGGUGGAUAUUAUUUCUGCGGUAUCGCAUCGCAUAGCAUAGCAUAGCAUCGCAUAGCAUCGUAUCGUAUCGGUCGGCCUUUGCCUUCGCCUUUGCCUUUGCCGUCGCCUUGUGGCAUUGCCUCUGCUAUUUUGCUAUCACAGCCAUUCACAGUCGAGUGCGUGGUCGUGAACGAGUCGGUCGAAGUCACAGCAGCACUUGGUGCCAAAAAAAAAAAAAUUAAUACAAGGAAAUAUUACAUAGCUAGCACGAACAACAGAGAAAAUAUAUAGAAUAAGAAAACGAGAAAACGUGCGAGAUUAAUAUUGAAUGUGUAAUCAGUGGGAAAAAUCUGCAAGCGCGCCGUAAAAUGUUUACAUGAUAUAUAUCAGCCAUGCGGAUCAACUUUUUUUAAAGGUGUAACAUGGAGUUGUUUUUUUUUUGAUUCGUUUCUUGUGCCUCGCAGCGCCAUGAAACCGUGGCUCGCAAAGUUCCUUGAGCAAGUGGUCAGUAAUAAGAGUAUAAACAUCAGUAUUCAUGUGUUUUGAAGCAAACUUUUUUGGCCAACCUAUUGCAAAAUCAUUGCCAAGUUAAAUUUGGGCAAGUGCGAUGAAACAACAACCAACAAAAAAUGCAAUUUAAAAGGAGCUAUACAAAAUUCUCAAAUCUAUGCAAAUAUGAUGACUGCCUGUCAAAAAUGUAUCGCUGUAUAAAUAUAUUCCGAAAUUGUUGGGAAUAAGUAGGGAUUGUACAAUCAAAGCUGAGAAAGUAUAUUGGACGGAAACUAAUUCAGAGGCGAAACAAUAUGAGUAAUAAAUCAAAAUCAGAAAGCUAACGAAAAGCAUUAGAUUAGAAGAAAGUCAAUGCCGCCAAAAAAUUGGUCGACUACACACGAACAAGUGCUCUGAACAGUGGCUCGAAAUUCAAUUACCGGCUGCCUGGGGAGUUCUACACAUCGACGGAAGCAACUAACCGAACCGGACCCCAAACAAUAUGCGAAACUAUGGAAGUGAAGUGAACGGAGGUUGAGUCUUACGGGAUACCUUCUGCGCCCAUUCAUCUGUCAACGGUCUGGCGCUGUUCCUGAUUAUCGGAUUCCAAGGGUUAAGUAAGAUAUGAGGAAGCAAUCACCGAGUCGACUGGACAAUCUACUCUGCCCUAGUCAGGAAUCAAACAUGAGCUUCCCACAGCCGCACACAUUGCCGGAAGCGCCUGCCAACGGUGGUAAAAUGCUGGUCUAUGGCCUGGGACUUCUAAUUAUGAUACCAGCUUGUACGGCUGGACCUCAUGAGAAGCGGUUGCUACACGCCCUUCUGGACAACUACAACAGCCUGGAACGUCCGGUGGUCAACGAAUCCGAUCCAUUGCAACUGAGCUUCGGACUAACACUCAUGCAGAUUAUAGAUGUGGAUGAAAAGAACCAACUGCUGAUAACAAAUAUUUGGCUCAAAUUGGAAUGGAAUGAUAUGAAUCUUCGUUGGAAUUCCAGUGAAUUUGGCGGUGUACGAGAUCUGAGGAUUCCACCACAUCGCCUAUGGAAACCGGAUGUUCUUAUGUACAACAGUGCGGAUGAGGGCUUUGAUGGAACGUAUGCCACAAAUGUAGUGGUGCGCAACAAUGGAAGCUGCCUAUACGUACCCCCGGGUAUAUUCAAAUCUACAUGUAAGAUCGAUAUUACGUGGUUUCCAUUUGACGAUCAAAGAUGUGAGAUGAAGUUUGGUUCGUGGACCUACGAUGGUUUUCAGUUGGACCUGCAAUUACAAGACGAAGCUGGAGGAGAUAUUUCCAGCUUUAUAACAAAUGGUGAAUGGGACCUGUUAGGUGUGCCCGGUAAACGAAAUGAAAUCUACUAUAAUUGCUGCCCAGAACCUUAUAUUGACAUAACAUUCGCCAUUUUGAUAAGACGCAAGACAUUGUACUAUUUUUUCAAUCUGAUCGUGCCGUGCGUACUGAUUGCCUCAAUGGCACUGCUAGGGUUUACACUACCACCAGAUUCUGGUGAAAAGCUUUCGCUUGGAGUUACAAUUUUAUUAUCGCUUACAGUCUUCCUGAACAUGGUGGCGGAAACAAUGCCGGCGACCUCUGAUGCAGUGCCCCUGCUCGGAACUUAUUUCAAUUGCAUUAUGUUUAUGGUGGCCUCAUCAGUUGUGUCAACCAUACUUAUCCUCAAUUAUCAUCAUAGAAAUCCAGAUACGCAUGAAAUGAGUGAAUGGAUAAGAGUAAUAUUCCUUUAUUGGUUACCUUGCAUAUUGCGCAUGCAAAGACCCGGACAGGUUGGCUACGAAUGUCCGCCGCCGCCCUCCUCGUCGAGUUCAUCUAAUUCUGGCGAGAAAAAGCAACAGAUUCAAAACGUUGAGCUCAAGGAGAGAUCCUCGAAGUCUCUGCUGGCCAACGUACUCGAUAUAGACGAUGAUUUCCGAUGCAAUCAUCGAUGUGCGAGCGCCACUUUGCCUCACCAGCCGACAUAUUACAGGACGAUGUACAGGCAAGGGGAUGACGGCAGCGUGGGACCAGUGGGACCAGCUGGUCCAGUCGUCGAUGGGCGCCUGCAUGAAGCCAUUUCCCACACCUGUCUGACGUCCUCUGCGGAAUAUGAGCUGGCGUUGAUCCUUAAAGAGCUACGUUGGAUAACCGAACAGCUGAAAAAAGAGGAUGAGACAAGCGACAUAACACGAGAUUGGAAGUUCGCUGCCAUGGUCGUCGAUCGUUUGUGCCUUAUUAUUUUCACUUUAUUUACAAUUAUUGCAACACUUGCUGUAUUGUUCUCAGCCCCACAUUUCAUUUUCCCGUAAACGGAAAUGUGUGGCAAGGAAAAUAUUAGCGAAAAGUGACAGACCACAGAAGUUGGUGGUUUUUUGUGAAAGCCAAUCAAAAUUUUAGGAACAUACAAACAAAAAAAAAAUUAAUUCAACCCGAACCUAAGCUUCUCAAACUGAAAUACUUUGACCGUCAAAGAGUUUUGCUAUUUAACGUUUUUAUAUUUUUAAAGAUGUGUCUGAUGGUUAUAAAAUAUUAUAAUGAAUUGAGAUAGUAACGUAUGUACGUAUGUGAAUGCAUUUUGUAUAAACAAUAAAGUCGGGAUAACACAAUAACUGUCUGGGCAUAAAUGUACGUUGCCGUGUACAUUGAAUUCGCCCGUGAGAUACAAAGCAGAGGUUUCUUAAUCGCGGAGCGCUCGUAGAUGCAAUCCACCUCCCUCUAAAAUGAUCGAGGAGCGCCAAACACAUUCAAAAUCAACCGAAUCGAGAACGCAGCUUAAGGAUAUACAUACAUAUAUGUAUACAGCUUCACACCAUUAUUAAAAAAAACUAGUACUUAAAUAGUCUGUAUGUCACGUUCGAGAAAUUUUAAAUUAUUGCUUAACUACUUCGGUUUCACAUUGCAUUGUAUAAUUUCCUUCCUGUAGUUUUAUAUACUUUCCCAUGCUAUUCAAUUUUGAUGAUCAAGAAAGUGUAUACAAAAUGUGUUGCUAUGAUAUAAAAAAGAUGAGCAAUACGUAAUCGAAUCCAAAGAAAUUCAAAGCGAACGAAAACAAAAGUUGAUAGUUGAAAAUUGUUGCCGGUAAGAAAAUACACUGCGACACAUGAAUGUCAUUAAUCUGAAAUGAUCGCACAAUAAGAAAUUCAUAAAUACCUACAGACCGUCAAAACAAAAACACAGUUAAACACAACAACAGGUCACAGUUGUGAGAAAAAAAUACUAUUGAACACAAAAAAAUAAUUGCUAAAUUUAUAAAAUUGCACUCUGCAACUAACCGAAAAUACGCAAACACGAAUCUUCUUAUUCAGAAACAGAAACUGAAACAGAAACAGAUACACACUGAUUGCAUUUUAAGAAGAUAUGCAGUGCAGAUAUAUUAGGCACAGCGCACAGAGGAAUGAGAAAUAUUUGCUAGCCAUUAGACGGAAAAAUAGAUGCCAAUAGCUCUCACACAUAUUUCGAUAAGUCUUUCCAGCUGGUUCGUCAAUGGUUGAACGCUGCGUUAAAAUUAACUGGUGCUAGUUGGCGCCUAAAUUAGAGUAGUUAUCUUGUUUUUCUUUUCUGUUUUUUUUGGAGCCCAACCAGCUCCAAUAAAUUUUAAAACAUGAAAUUGGCUAUCGUAAAAUAUCAGCGCCUGUUGCAUGUGCUUUGAAGAUAUUUGUAGCGCUUGUGCCUCAAUCAGUCAGUCUUUUUCAACCAGCUGAAUAAUCAUACAGUUGGACAUUAAGGGAUGAACAUUUUAGCUAGCAAAGAUGUUUUUCUGUCUGAGUACUGGACUUAAAAGCGAACGAGCAUACCUUAUCUAAAAAAUGCUAACAUUAAUUGGAAAAGACAUAAGCUAAAAUUGUAUGAUAAUGUUAAACACAAGUAUAAAGUUAACUAUUUUUAAAUGAAAACAAACAAUUGAGUGUCAAAAGCAACGAAAGCCGAUUAUAAAGAGCGUUAAAAAAGAAAUUUCAAAAGAGUAUAGUUUUCAGAGAGAAAGGAUCGCAGAUAUUCAUAAAUACGAGCAAAAAUAUAUCACUACAGUCAAACUUCCAUAGCUCAACCUUCCCUAACUCAAAGUCUCUAUAAGUCGAACUAGUUUUAUUGGAAACAGAAACAAAGAGCAUAGACACGCGUCAAUCCAAUUCUAAAAAAUAAAAUCUCCAUAACUCAAGUUUUUUUUUUGGUGACAGCUGGCGGUUCGUGUUAUCGAAGUUCGACUGUAUCUUUGAACUCCCAAAACAAAAAAGUGCAAGUUAGAAUACAAGUUAGAUUUAACACAUUUUUAAACUAAAAUUAAAACAACAGCAAAAAGUUAACAGAAAAUUAAUGAGAACCGUAAAAAACUAGAUUAAAAAAGUAUGUAAGACCGAAACUGGAAACAAUAAAAUGUUUACAUUUUAGCUAGUGCA